AGCCCCAGCCGAAGGAACAUUAACAAACCGCCCGCCGCUUCCUUCACGUAAUCUCGCGUCUCCUCCGCCGCCCCCGUCUUCUCCUCCCCUCUUGCUAAAGCAAAGCAACCUGCAACCCGCAAUUAUUCCUCCCCCGCACGCGAAAUCCGCCCGCAGCUCUUCGUCCCCGGAGGACCAAGCCUGCGCACCAGAGAUGUCGUACGCCUACCUGUUCAAGUACAUCAUCAUCGGCGACACAGGCGUCGGCAAGUCGUGCCUGCUGCUGCAGUUCACCGACAAGCGAUUCCAGCCCGUCCACGACCUCACCAUCGGCGUCGAGUUCGGGGCCCGGAUGAUCACCAUCGACAACAAGCCCAUCAAGCUCCAGAUUUGGGACACGGCUGGUCAAGAGUCAUUCAGAUCCAUAACUAGAUCAUACUACAGAGGCGCUGCUGGUGCUCUUUUGGUUUAUGACAUAACUAGGAGGGAGACUUUCAACCACCUUGCAAGCUGGCUGGAGGAUGCGAGACAGCACGCCAAUGCUAACAUGACAAUAAUGCUUGUUGGGAACAAGUGCGAUCUGUCUCACAGGCGUGCGGUGAGCUAUGAGGAAGGCGAGCAGUUUGCAAAAGAACAUGGUCUUAUCUUCAUGGAAGCCUCUGCGAAGACCGCACAGAAUGUCGAGGAGGCAUUUGUUAAGACUGCUGGAGCAAUCUACAAGAAGAUUCAAGAUGGUGUUUUCGAUGUAUCUAAUGAGUCCUAUGGAAUCAAAGUUGGAUAUGCAAUCCCUGGGCAAUCUGGAGGUGCUGGUAGCUCGUCUUCUCAAGGUGGUGGCUGCUGCAGCUAAUCUGCUAACGCCGUUAACAAAUGCAUAUCUGUCGUGUGUCACAUACCAGCUGCGCUGUGAAAAAUAGUUAUUGCUGCUCCAGGGUGCCUUGUUAUUUGACGCACCAAUGGAUCCUGUGCCUGAUCGACUUGAGAGAUUCAGUUUAUUUACGUCAGGUGUUUAUAAACUCCCUGUAAAUCACUAGAUUCUUCACUGUUUUCCGUCAUUAGGCACUCAACAAUCGUGUGUCCGUUUGCAUGUGUAAAUAAGGCACAUCUACAUAUUGUUUGAUAUGAUAUUAAUUUGUCCUGUUCGAAU
Molecule: messenger RNA, 1123 nt
Organism: Zea mays
Lineage: Eukaryota; Viridiplantae; Streptophyta; Magnoliopsida; Poales; Poaceae
Gene: RAB2B
Product: Ras-related protein Rab-2-B
Exons: 6
Coding region: 194-826 (210 amino acids)
Molecular function (GO): GTPase activity; GTP binding
Source: RefSeq, marked validated